AUUAUUACAAUAUUUUUUAUUUCCACCUUAACUUUAUUAAUUUGUUACAUUGUUAUAACUUUAGCAUCGUUAAUUUCAAAAAAAACUAUUUUUGAUCGAGAAAAAAAUUCUCCUUACGAAUGUGGAUUUGACCCUAAGGGGUCAGCCCGAUUUCCCUUCUCGCUUCGAUUUUUUCUUAUUGCAGUUAUUUUUCUUAUUUUUGAUGUAGAAAUUACACUUCUUCUCCCUCUAGCCUCAAUUUUUAAUAUUACUAAAGUUUUUUCUUGGUUAUUCACUAGAACUUUAUUUUUAAUUAUCCUUCUUUUAGGUUUAUAUUAUGAAUGAUUUCAAGGAGCUUUAGAAUGAUCUAAGUAA
Messenger RNA from Scylla paramamosain (green mud crab), 354 nucleotides. The record is from the annotation of a RefSeq genome assembly. Lineage: Eukaryota; Metazoa; Arthropoda; Malacostraca; Decapoda; Portunidae.